CAGUGACAUUAACACAUGGUCUGUCUGUCAGGAGCUCAGCUGACCCCCCAGAUCCCCGGGACUGAUGUCGGUUCUCAUUCCUCCCAGUCGCCCAUGACGCAGGACAGAGGUUUUUCUACGUCCCUGCAGCGGAGCACCCCGGGGCCUCAGUUUGGCCCCCAGCAGUCAGCUCCACCUAUCUCCCCUCACCCAGCACUGGGGGGGCCUAUGCACCACGACUCGUACCAGCAGGGCAGCUCAUACGUCCAGUAUGGCCCCCCAGGUAACUACCCCCACCCCCCCAACUAUGGCGGAGCCCCCAGCGCCAACUACAGCGGCCCGGGCUUAGCUAACAGCCUGGGGUUGAAUGCCAGCAGUCCGGUGCACGGUCAGGGCCCCUCUACGCCAGCAGGUCGUGGCCCUGGACCCAGCGCUGGGGGGCGACCUUACCCUGCUGGAGGGAGCUCCAUGGCCCCCACCUCACCGGGUAUGCCACAGCCUGCCGGUCAGGGAUUGAGGCCUCCGGUGGCCAACACCAGCCGCAAAACUCCAGAAGUCGGCAGGUCCGGUGCCAACUCCUCGUCCACCACUCAGAGCAGGCCUCCGUUCACCCGUUCACCCGUCUGCCACAACAACUCUUGGCCGGGGAGUCGACCCACCCCUCCUACUUCUCACCCCUCCCAGCAUCCUCACCCCCACCACCACCACCACCAUCCUCCUCCUCCUCCUCCUCCUCACCCUUCUCACGACUCCCUGCAGGGCACCAAUGCUGUGCAGACCCCCUCUGAGAAUUAUGGGCAUGGCAGCUACCCGGGCAUGGCACCGAUGGGAGGAAUGGGCCCUGGAGGCCUCACAGGUUCCUACAGCCAGCAACCAGGCAGUAACUCUGAGAGGAGGACACCACAGGGGCCCCCCUACCACAGCCCACCCUCAGGCCCCGUGAUGAUGGAGGAGAUGCUCGCUCAUCCAGACGCCAAGCAGAGGCUUGAGCUCAGCAAAGAGGCCGUUUGUCCAACCUCCGAACCUCCCAAAGCCAAGAAGCCCAGCGUGGCGACCAUGACCAAUGAGAAGAUCGACCGGCUGUAUGAGAUGGGCUCUGAGGCGGAGCGGAGGCUGUGGGUCGACCGCUACCUCUCCUUCAUGGAGGACAGGGGGACGCCUGUCCCAAACCUGCCCGCCGUCGGAAAGAAGCCGCUGGACCUGUGCAAACUCUACCUGACUGUCAGAGAGAUAGGAGGCCUCGCCAUGGUGAAUAAGAACAAGAAGUGGAGGGAGUUAUCGUCACUGUUGAACGUGGGGACGUCCAGCAGCUCGGCCAGCUCUCUGAAGAAACAGUACAUCCAGUACCUGUUCACCUACGAGUGUAAGGUGGAGCGCGGAGAGGAGCCUCCACCUGAGGCCCUGGGGCCCGUCGGAGACGCCAAGAAACUUCCAUCACUCCAGACCAAGAUCCAGCCACCCUCCCCAGCCAACUCGGGCUCCCUGCAGGGCCCCAACACCCCUCAGUCCAGCAGCAGCUCCCUGACCGAGGCCCCCGGAGAUCUGAAGCCCCCGACCCCUGCCUCUACCCCGCACAGCCAGAUGGGCCCCCAGCCUGGAAGCAGGACCAUGGGAGGAGUGAGCGUCCAGGACCCGUUCUCUGAAGGCAACGAUCCAGCCUUCCACAUUAAGCGAGGUCCUGGACCCGGCAGCGCCCCCUACCGGCAGGGAGGAGGUCCAACAGACCCUUCUUUGAGGAUGCAGUACGAUGCCAACAGAGACCCGUAUGGACCAAGAAAAGGUCCAGGGCCCGGCGAGGCCUUUGGUCCUGGUCAGAUGCCCAGCAGUGCAAUGAAGGACAUGUACACACGCGGGCCCCCCUCCAGGCCCCUGACAGGGAUGGGCCCCAGACCACAGUAUCCGUACGGCCCUGGAUAUGAGCGGAGGCUGGACCAUGUGAUGGGGCCAGAUGGAGGUAUGGCGCCCCCCAGUGGUCAGAACAACAUGGGUCCGACUGGAAAUGAGGCCGGCAUGUACCGGACUAACAGAUACCCCCAUCAGAGGCAUGGACAUGAUGGCUACGGGCAGCAGUAUCCUCACAGCGUGGCCUACAGUUCCCAUCAGCCCCUGUACCCUCAGCAGCAGGGCUACAAGCGUCCGACGGAGGGGAUGUAUCCUCCCUCCAAGCGUCAUGAGGGGGAGGGAUUUAGCGUGCAGCAAUAUGGCUCUCAGCAGCCCGACAUGUUUGGCCCCUCCUAUGGGGGAGGAGGCGGGGGUUACAUAGGCCCAGAGCGGCGGCCGAUCCAGGGCCAGUACCCGUAUCCUUACAGCCGGGAUCGCCAGGCCCCUCCACAGCAUGGCAUGAUGGGCUCAGGACCACCAUCGCUGUCCAGGGGCCCAGGGGAGGGGCCACAGACCAGCAUGUGGCACCCCGGGACAGACAUGGGCUACACACACAGUCGGCAGGUCCAGGGGCCCCCCUACCCUGGCAUCAGCCGAGGGGACAACCAGGACACCCAGUGGCCCCCUGGGCCCCUCGACCAGCACCAGCCACCCUACCCCCCCCACUCAUCCUCCUCUUCAUCCAUGCCAUCCAGACACCCCCCCUCCUCCUUCCAGGCAAGUGCCACUGUCCCUAACCAUGUGACCUGCUCCCUAAGCCCCUCCUCCUCCUUCUCCCGGCCAAUGGGAGCCUCUCUGUCUCUAAACAGCGCCCCCUACCUGCCCUCUAUGAAGAAGCCAGGGCUCCCUGGUGUCCCCCCAAUCCCACUCCCCACUCAGGGCCUCCCCCUCAUCAACAGAGAGGUCAGCUUCCCCCCCGGCUCCAUGGAGGCCACCGCCCCCAACCUGAAGCCAAGACGCCAACUCACCGCCAAGGACACAGGAACCCCGGAGGCAUGGCGGGUGAUGAUGUCACUGAAGUCUGGCCUAUUAGCAGAGAGCAGCUGGGCUCUGGACACCAUCAACAUCUUGCUGUAUGACGACAGCACCGUCGACUCCUUCAGCCUCACACAGGUCAGACAGCCAGGCCUGUGAUUGGUCAGUGUGGGAUGAUGACGUCAUGAUGGCGUCAUCACAACAAACUGACACGACUGAGUACAACACUGCCC
Paralichthys olivaceus (Japanese flounder) is the source of this 3068-nucleotide messenger RNA. Lineage: Eukaryota; Metazoa; Chordata; Actinopteri; Pleuronectiformes; Paralichthyidae. The record is from RefSeq and is a predicted model, not a curated record.